Castor canadensis (American beaver) is the source of this 1019-nucleotide messenger RNA. NCBI's taxonomy places the organism in Eukaryota, Metazoa, Chordata, Mammalia, Rodentia, Castoridae. The record is from RefSeq and is a predicted model, not a curated record.
CUUCCAUGUGGCCUAUAUUUUAAUCAAAUUUGCAAAUUCUCCUCGCCCUGAUCUUUGGGUCUUGGAAAGAUCUGUAGACUUUGGAAGAACCUACUCACCAUGGCAAUAUUUUGCUUAUUCUAAAGAAGACUGUUUAGAACAAUUUGGGCAAGAGGCAAAUAUGGCCAUCACCCGGGAUGAUGACGUUCUCUGUAUUACUGAAUAUUCCCGUAUUGUGCCUUUGGAAAACGGUGAGGUUGUGGUGUCCUUGAUAAAUGGUCGUCCAGGUGCAAAAAAUUUUACUUUCUCUGAUACCCUGAAAGAGUUUACCAAGGCAACAAACAUCCGCUUGCGCUUUCUCCGAACUAACACCCUUCUUGGGCACCUCAUUUCCAAAGCACAGCGAGAUCCGACUGUCACACGGCGGUAUUAUUACAGCAUAAAGGAUAUUAGCAUUGGUGGGCGGUGUGUUUGCAAUGGCCAUGCUGAAGUGUGCAAUGCAAACAAUCCUGAAAAAUUGUUCCGAUGUGAAUGCCAGCACCACACCUGUGGGGAGACGUGCAAUCAAUGCUGUGUUGGGUACAAUCAGAGACGCUGGCAGCCGGCAGCAUGGGAGCAGAGCAAUGAGUGUGAAGCCUGCAACUGCCACGGCCACGCUGUGGACUGUUACUAUGAUCCAGACGUUGAGCAGCAGCAGGCAAGCUUGAACAUCCAAGGCAUCUAUGCAGGUGGAGGGGUCUGCAUCAACUGUCAGCACAACACAGCUGGUGUGAACUGUGAAAAGUGUGCUAAGGGUUAUUAUCGCCCUUAUGGCGUUCCAGUUGAUGCCCCCCAUGGCUGCAUCCCUUGCAGCUGUGACCCUGAGCACGCAGAUGACUGUGAACAGGGCACUGGCCGCUGUCACUGUAAGCCGAAUUUCCAUGGAGCCAACUGUGAGAAGUGUGCGGAUGGAUACUAUAAUUUCCCAUUUUGCUUGAGAUUUCCUAUUUUUCCUACAUAUACUCCAAGUCCAGAAGAUCCAGUAGCUGGUGAUAUAAAAG